Bactrocera neohumeralis is the source of this 1251-nucleotide messenger RNA. RefSeq lists its product as uncharacterized. The transcript has 3 exons. Lineage: Eukaryota; Metazoa; Arthropoda; Insecta; Diptera; Tephritidae. Bases 1 to 1164 code for a protein of 387 amino acids. Gene Ontology annotation, molecular function: nucleic acid binding. The record is from RefSeq and is a predicted model, not a curated record.
AUGUCGAUGCAUUCUUUGCCAACCUUUCAUCCGUUUUCGGUAAGACGCCGUUGGAACCUCACCGAAUAUGGAACAUGGAUGAAACCGGGUGCCCGACCGUGCCAACCAGACCUGUCAACAACCAUCGCGCGCAAAGGACAAAAGCAGGUCGGCUCAUCAACAUCUGCCGAAAAAGGCACCAAUGUGUUUUUGGCUUUGGCCGUCAGCGCUAGUGGCCAGUCUAUACCGCCAUUCUUCCUCUUUCCCCGAGUCAACAUGAAAGAGAUUUUUAUGACUCAUGCGAGUCAUGGCGCUGUUGGUAUUGCGAACGGUUCUGGUUACAUGAACUCUGACGUAUUCCCUCAAUUCAUGCGUCAUUUCAUCAAGCACACCGGUGCUAAUGCCGAUUCGCCAACCAUGUUGCUGCUGGACAACCACGGUUCGCAUUUAUCGAUCGAGCAUGAUGCAUGGAAAAAGUCCAACAUUGGUGUCACUUUCGAUCUGCAUCAUGUGCCGCUCCUUGUCGAUCAGUGCCUCGAUGUUAUGUUAACGCCGAAAACCAUCAAAUCCGGCUUCCGAACAACUGGCAUCUACCCGUUCAACCCGCAAAUUUUCACUGAAGUUGACUUUGUCGCUUCGGAACUGAGCGGCGAAAAUUUGUUCGGUGACGAAGAGAAAGACGCCGACAAUCAACGUCGAGUUCUUGCCUCUGGUGAUGCCAUUGUUGGUGCUGCAUCAUCGUCGUUGUCUCUUGUUUCGGCUCCACAGCUCCGUGAUGCAUUGAAAUCGGUUGGCCCAUUGAAAUUGGGCACACCUGCGCCGAAAUCAAAACGUGGCCGCAAGACAAUGGAGUCAACGAUUUUGACAUCGCCUGAGGUUGUCGCAGAUCUGCGUGACAAGGCCGAAAAAAAGCGGCAAAAAUUGACGAAGGCAGCCGAUGAACCAGCAGCCAAGAAGCAAAAAGGCCGUGGCAAAUCGAAGACGCCACGGAAGAGAAGCCCGUCUCCGACCGAAACCGACAUCGAAGAGGACUUCGAUUUUUGCACGAUUUGCAAAAAAAAGAUGCCGAAGCACGAGAAUCGUCAAAACACGGCCCAUUGCAUCGUUUGUGAUCGAGGGGUUCACUUGAAAUGUGCCGGACCGAACCCGAACACUUACACCUGCAUCCACUGCGAGUCGGAAUAAUUUUUUUCGCCAAUUCCUAUUUUUCUUAUUAUUUAUGAAUCUCUCUUUCAUUUCCAUUGAUAAAUAAACGUUUUUCAUCGGUAACAA